AUGGGAAAUUAUACUGUUAAUAAUGUUGACAGCUUUAUAAUCACUGGAUUUGAUCACCUGCAGAACCAAAAGCUGCUUGGAUCUCUCAUCUUGAUAACCUACAUACUCGUACUGCUUGGGAAUGGCAUCAAUCUGUGUGUCAUCUCGACUAACAGACAUUUACACAAACCAAUGUACAUAUUAAUCUGUAAUCUAGCUGUUGUUGAUGUAAUGUAUUCAUCGACCUGCAGCACAACCAUGAUCUCAGUGCUGCUGGCUGAUGUUAAAACUGUUUCAUACUACUCUUGUAUCUCCAGGAUGUUCUUCUAUCAUAUUGGUGAUUUCACAGAGUGUAUGGCUCUGACAUUAAUGGCAAUAGACAGACUUAUCGCCAUCAGGCUUCCAUUAAGAUACCACAGCAUUGUCACUAAUUCAAGGACAUUUCUUUUCAUUGUACUGACUUGGGUGAUUGCAAUCGCUUUAAUGGGUGUCUUGACAUCAGCAGUAGACAAUGCCCCAUACUGUCAGCCUGUCAUCAAGUAUGUGUUCUGUGAUUAUCCUUCCAUGAUCAGAGCUGCUUGUGUUAAUCCUGAGCCAUACUUUUUCCUGCCUGCAAUGAUUAAUCUGUGGUGGUUCUGUGGACUGUUUCCUUUUGUUAUGUGCACGUAUGCUGUUCUGGCAUAUAGUGUGACUAAACUCUCCAAUAAUUCAAGCAGAAAGCAAAUGAUCAACACUUGCUUGAGUCACCUUGUUGUCCUGCUCAGUUACUAUGCACCGAAAAUAGUUUCUGCAUUACUCACUCGAAUAGGAGUUGUGUUGACUUUGACAGAGAGAAAUGCAAUACUGAUUAUUUCAUCGCUUAUUCCUCCAUUAAUCAACCCCACUGUUUAUUGCACCAGGACUAAAGAGAUCAGGAAACGGUUAGCAGAUGUAUUUUUACACAGAAAAGUUGCACCAAAUAAUUUAAAGGUUUUAGCAUAA
This is a messenger RNA of Danio rerio (zebrafish), 960 nucleotides long. It is a transcript of the gene or80a13, whose product is annotated as odorant receptor, family 80, subfamily A, member 13. The record is from RefSeq and is marked provisional. Gene Ontology annotation, cellular component: membrane; plasma membrane. Gene Ontology annotation, biological process: signal transduction; G protein-coupled receptor signaling pathway. Gene Ontology annotation, molecular function: G protein-coupled receptor activity; olfactory receptor activity. NCBI's taxonomy places the organism in Eukaryota, Metazoa, Chordata, Actinopteri, Cypriniformes, Danionidae.